UUUGAACUGAUCAAACCUGACGAAGCUCGUGCAGAAGGGCGAAAAGAUCCUUUUCAUCUAGAGCCACUGGGAUAUAAGACACGCACUGUACAACUACUUCCCUGUAAUAACAUCCACCCGAUCUGUCAACCUAACUGUCGGGCGAAAGAAUAUCUACGACGUCAGCGCAUGUCCGGCGACCUUGCAAUCAAUGUCGCGUCUCCACGACAUGCAGUCGUAGACAAAAUCUAUCAUCGCGAGGAUGGGAGUCUCACGGAAGACGCACGCAACGUCGUCGGACAUCAAUCACCAGCAAGAUAUGCGAUACGUUUUCACACCCAGUAGCUGGUUCCUCGGCUUGAUCGGCAUCUGGCCGAUCUCGUUCCGGGACGUUGGACAACAUAUUUCUAAAAUCGCUAUUGUCAUCUGUAAUUUUGUAUCAAGCUUUACGAUAGUGCCCUGCGCCCUGCACAUCAUUUACGAUCAGAAGGAUCUCAACAUAAGACUCAAAGUUUCUGGAUUUUUGGCCUUCUGCGCCACCGCGAUGUUGAAGUUCUUUGUUCUCGUGAUACGUCGUCCAAAGAUACGACAGUGUAUCGAAUAUGUGGAGGACGAUUGGUGGCAGGUGAAGUUCAAAUCCGACCGCGAACUGAUGCUGAAGUAUGCCGGCACGAGUCGCAAGCUCUCCAUAAUCAGCGCAUCUUCCAUGUAUAUCGCCGGCUUCAUUUAUCAUUUGGUCCUACCGUUUUGCACCGAGCAUAAAAUCGGUAACCAAACCAUCAAACCGCUCCCAUAUCCUACAUAUCCCACUUAUAGCCCGUUUAUUCAGACUCAGGUGAUCUACGAAAUCGUGUAUUUAGCCCAUUGUAUGUGCGGAUACAUCAUGUACACGGUCACAGCUGGGUCGUGUGGGUUGGCGGCGAUAUUCGCCACUCAUGUGUGUGGUCAGAUCGAUGUAAUCACAUCUAGAUUGGAGGAUCUUUUACAAGGCAAAAGUUAUGAGCAAACGACGAACGUUAAUCAACGAAUUGCGUUCAUCGUGAAGAGUCAUGUUCGUGUGUUGAGAUUUUCAGCUUUCGUGGAGGAAAUUUUACAAGAAAUAUGUUUUUUGGAGUUUAUCAGUUCCUUAUUCACGAUAUGUUUGCUCGAAUACUUCUGUAUGGUGGAUUGGCAAGAUAGCGACACAAUUGGAUUAACUACUUAUCUUUUGCUGUUUGUUUCAUUUUGCUUCAAUAUAUAUAUAUUGUGCUAUAUAGGUGAAUUGCUCAUGGAAAAGAGCAGCCAAAUCGGAUCGAUGUGCUUUAUGAUCGACUGGUAUAAACUACCAGCAAAUUCAAUCCGUAGUUUAAUAUUAGUGAUCGCUAUAUCAAGCCAUCCUAUGAAGAUCAGUGCUGGUAGAAUAGUAGAUUUAUCCUUGGCGACAUUUGGAAGUGUACUUAAAACAAGUGUGGCAUAUUUAAGCUUUCUUCGGACUUUAGUAAUGUGAAUAGAAUAAAAAUAAAGGGAACAUUA
Messenger RNA from Harpegnathos saltator (Jerdon's jumping ant), 1491 nucleotides. RefSeq names its product odorant receptor 4. The coding region runs from base 242 to 1465 and encodes 407 amino acids. Lineage: Eukaryota; Metazoa; Arthropoda; Insecta; Hymenoptera; Formicidae. The transcript has 6 exons. Gene Ontology annotation, cellular component: plasma membrane. Gene Ontology annotation, molecular function: odorant binding; olfactory receptor activity. The record is from RefSeq and is a predicted model, not a curated record. Gene Ontology annotation, biological process: sensory perception of smell; detection of chemical stimulus involved in sensory perception of smell.